GGAAACGCUGAAAAAUAAUACAAUGAGUAGAAAACAACAGGCUCCGCCCACUGCUCAGUCACUAAGUAACCCACUACUACUAAUAAUAAUAAUAACAACAAUAAAUCUCCCAAAAUGCUAAUUAGUAAGAUUCCUUUGCUUUGUAGUGCUCUAGCCUGCUGAGAGCUUAAAAGUGAAAGAUUGUUACUGACAGCAGCUACAUCUAAGUGUUUAUUCAUUUUCCUUUAGACUGAAUAGUUGCUGAUUUUAUCUUGGAGACGUUUCUCCUCACAUCAGCUUCAGAUCUAAAGCUUGGGUUGUGAGUAGGAGGCUUAGAAGUUCUGGUCAGAAACAAACACGCUGAUUGUGAUGGAAGUUUUUAUUGUUCCUAAAGUAGAAAUCUGUUUUUAUCUAAAUGAAGUUCAUGUUCUUGUUCCUUUUUCCCACAUCAUGUAGCCAGUAUCACUCAUGGUGUACAUAUAAAGGUAUGGUGGUCUGUAACAUCAUGUGUCUGUGUUUCCUACAGAUGUUCCACAGCUGGUGCUGGUUAAAGAAGAAGCUCCUGAAGAACAGAGUGCUGGUGUGGACCAGCAGGACCCAGAACACCUCCACAUAAAGGAGGAACAGGAGGAGCUCUGGACCAGUCUGGAGGGAGAGCAUCUCUGUUUGAAGGAGGAGACUGAAGCUGUCGGGUUUCCUGUUACUGCUGUUUCUAUAAAGAGUGAGGAUGAUGAAGAGAAACCUCUGGUCUCACAGCUUCAUCAGCAGCAAAUAGAAGACAGAGAUGUUCCAACCAGCAGCUCAGCUGACCAGAUGGCAGCAGAAACUGGUGGAGGAGCAGGAACUAGCAGGAACCCAGAUCUGAACCCUCAUGAACAAACAUCUGAUUCUUCAGAGACUGAAGUUAGUGGAGAUGAUGAUGAUGAAGAUGAUGAUGAUGGUGUGAAUCUGGACUCUGAGCUGUCAGACUCUGGGUCUGAAACUGGAGAUGAAGAUGAUGACUGGAAUGAGAGCAGGUCUUCUGAGUCAGAUGUUUCAAGGAAGAGAGAAGAGAUGGAUGAGAAACCUCUGCUCUUACAUUUCCACAACCAUCAAAUGAAAGACGGAGGUGUCCCAACCAGCAGCUUAGCUGGGCAGAUGGCAGCAAAAGUUGGUGGAGGAGCAGAAACUAUCAAGAACCUAGAUCUGGACCCUAAUGAAAAGACAUCCAAUUCUUCAGAGAUUGAAGUUAGUGGAGAAGAUGAAGAUGAUGUGAAUCUAGACUCUGAGCGUUCAUACUCUGGGCCUGAAACUGGAAACGGAGACCAUGGCUGUAAUGAGAACAAGUCUUCAGAGUCAGAUAUUAAGACAGUCAGCAAAUCAUUUAGCUGCCCUGUGUGUGGUAUACGGUUCCUCCACAAGUGGUUUCUUCAGGAACAUGUGAGAGUGACAAGUCAUUCAGCAGUGAAGUCUUCAGAGUGUUUGGUUAAUACAAAAUGUGUGAAAGAGAAGCAACAUGGAGGGUCAUGUAGAAAAGUCCAAAAACAACCAAAAUCAUUUAGUUGUGAUGACUGUGGAAAAAGAUUUGGCCAAAAGUCCAAAUUAACCUAUCAUAUGAAAGGCCACACCGGGGAUAAGCCUUUUGCCUGUAAGCUCUGUGGAUACAGAUGUACCAAAAAGGCAAGUUUAAACACACACAUGAGAGUCCACACAGGAGAGAAGCCUUUUGCCUGUGAGCUCUGUGGAUACAGAUGUACCAAAAAGUCAAAUUUAAAUGAUCACAUGAGAGUCCACACAGGAGAGAAGCCUUUUGCCUGUGAGCUCUGUGGAUACAGAUUUACCCAAAAGUCAAAUUUAAAUGAUCACAUGAAAGUCCACACAGGACAGAAGCCUUUUGCCUGUGAGCUCUGUGGAUACAGAUGUACCCAUAAGGCAAGUUUAAACACACACAUGAGAGACCACACAGGAGAGAAGCCUUUUGCCUGUGAGCUCUGUGGAUACAGAUGUACCAAAAACUCACAUUUAAAUGAUCACAUAAGAGUCCACACAGGAGAGAAGCCUUUUGCCUGUGAGCUCUGUGGAUACAGAUGUACCCAAAAGUCAAAUUUAACCAAACACAUGAGAGUCCACACAGGAGAGAAGCCUUUUGCCUGUGAGCUCUGUGCAUACAGAUGUACCAAAAAGUCACAUUUAAAUGAUCACAUGAGAGUCCACACAGGAGAGAAGCCUUUUGCCUGUGAGCUCUGUGGAUACAGAUAUACCAAAAAGGCAAGUUUAAACUAUCACAUGAGUGUCCACACAGGAGAUAAGCCUUUUGCCUGUAAGCUCUGUGGAUACAGAUGUACCAAAAAGGCAAGUUUAAACUAUCACAUGAGUGUCCACACAGGAGAGAAGCCUUUUGCCUGUGAGCUCUGUGGAUACAGAUGUACCAAAAAGUCAAAUUUAAAUGAUCACAUGAGAGUCCACACAGGAGAGAAGCCUUUUGCCUUUGAGCUCUGUGGAUACAGAUUUACCCAAAAGUCAAAUUUAAAUGAUCACAUGAAAGUCCACACAGGACAGAAGCCUUUUGCCUGUGAGCUCUGUGGAUACAGAUGUACCCACAAGGCAAGUUUAAACACACACAUGAGAGUCCACACAGGAGAGAAGCCUUUUGCCUGUGAGCUCUGUGGAUACAGAUGUACCAAAAAGUCACAUUUAAAUGAUCACAUAAGAGUCCACACAGGAAAGAAGCCUUUUGCCUGUGAGCUCUGUGGAUACAGAUGUACCCAAAAGUCAAAUUUAACCAAACACAUGAGAGUCCACACAGGAGAGAAGCCUUUUGCCUGUGAGCUCUGUGCAUACAGAUGUACCAAAAAGUCACAUUUAAAUGAUCACAUGAGAGUCCACACAGGAGAGAAGCCUUUUGCCUGUGAGCUCUGUGGAUACAGAUAUACCAAAAAGGCAAGUUUAAACUAUCACAUGAGUGUCCACACAGGAGAUAAGCCUUUUGCCUGUGAGCUCUGUGGAUACAGAUGUACCCAAAAGGCAAGUUUAAACUAUCACAUGAGUGUCCACACAGGAGAUAAGCCUUUUGCCUGUGAGCUCUGUGCAUACAGAUGUACCAAAAAGUCAAUUUUAAAUGAUCACAUGAAAGUCCACACAGGAGAGAAGCCUUUUUCCUGUGAGGUCUGUGGAUACAGAUGUACCAAAAAGGCAAGUUUAAACACACACAUGAGAGUCCACACAGGAGAGAAGCCUUUUGCCUGUGAGCUCUGUGGAUACAGAUGUACCAAAAAGUCAAAUUUAAAUGAUCACAUGAGAGUCCACACAGGAGAGAAGCCUUUUGCCUGUGAGCUCUGUGGAUACAGAUGUACCCAAAAGGCAAGUUUAAACACACACAUGAGAGUCCACACAGGAGAGAAGCCUUUUGCCUGUGAGCUCUGUGGAUACAGAUGUACCCAAAAGGCAAGUUUAAACAAACACAUGAGUGUCCACACAGGAGAGAAGCCUUUUGCCUGUGAGCUAUGUGGAUACAGCUGUCCCCAAAAGGCAAGUUUAAACAAACACAUGAGAGUCCACACAGGAGAGAAGCCUUUUGCUUGUGAGCUCUGUGGAUACAGAUGUAACCAUAAAGCAAGUUUAAACACACACAUGAAAGUCCACACAGGAGAGAAGCCAUUUGCCUGUGAGCUGUGUGGACAAAGAUUUAGCCGAAAGGCAAAUUUAAAAAGACAUACGAGCAUCCACAAAAGGCUUGAGGGACUUAUUUAACAACAGUACUUCCAAAUGUACUAUUUAGUUUUUUUACAACCUUAAUAUUAGUCUUGUACCUCUGCUCAACUAUCUUUGUGCAAGUCCAUACUCGGCCCUUGAGCCACCUCCCCUUUUCAUUUUCAUUUCCAAAUCUCCUUUGUUUUUUAAACUCAGACCUUAACCAAACAUUUGAGAUGUUCAUUCAUGAAUUCUGAAUACAAAAAAAAUUACUUAAAGAUUAAGAAAAAACUGUUAUUCCCUCCUGUAUUUAAGAAACAGACAAUAUAACAGGCACAUGAUUGUUUUAGUACAUAACCCACUGCAAUUUAAAGCUGUUAGAUACCAGUGACGUCUGCUUUAAACAAUUUAUCUGUAUAUAAAGUAAUAGCGUACAAUGUUGUAAUAACUGCAGCUUAAAAAUAAUGUGUCUUUAUUCAUUUGGAGCCCUUAAGAAGAAAUCCCACCUUAAAGGCUGUGGAGAGACAUCUGGGUCUGUUGUCAAGAAGUCAUAAAUUACAAGCAGCUCUGUGGAGACUCCAUUCUCCAACAUUAGCAUUUUGCUAUUCUAAGCAGGCUUACCCCUGCUUUCCACAGGAGCCGUCAGCAGCACGUUACUGCAGCAGCACGUCAUUGCUGCUGAUAGGAACCGCUGUGGUCAACAGAACCUUUUCCACCGGAGCCAUCAGCAGCGCGAAUCGUGCACGUCUCAGGAGCAGCAUGUAGCGGCCCUUACGCGCCGGUUCUAUUUUCUAUGCGCAACGCUUCUGAAACGGGUCAAGUUCGACAUUUUUGGGGAAGGAAAGACAGGAAAUUGGACGCGGAAACGGAGCGAAGCUCCCGAGAUUUUCAGAAUAAAGAAAUGUACUGCCUUCCGGUAGCUUUACUUUUAAAAAAUGUUACUAACUGUGCGGCCCCGUGAGAAGUUAUCACCUAGCUAGCGAUCUCCUUUGUUUUUCAGGUCCGUAUUGGCGAUUAUAAAACGGACAGAACAUUAGGGCUGUAGCGAAGCCUCGACGACAUCGACGGCUCGAUUCUAAAAAUUUGUCGACGUCAGAUCCGGAAGUCGACGCACCGCGUCCACUUGUUGCAUCCCCAGGAAAUUGUAAAUAGAGGAGGAAACUGCCCGUUUUUCCUCUAGUUCGCCCGCUUCUCCGCCUUCACUAACAUCUCCGCCAAAUAGUGAAGACCCGGAACAAUGUCCGUCCACUACUAGAUUAUUUUCCUGUGUUUCCCACCUUCAUCUCCCGGCAACGGACAACAACUUCCGGGGUCAGAUGCGCUGCUUCGUCGUUACCGCAGAUGUAGGACAUUACCGGGAGCAUUUCUCCAUUAAGGAGCUUCUUUCAGACAUUCGGAAAGCUGUUUUGGUGGUAGCAGUCUCUCCUCCGUGCUGGUCUGUUUGCUGCUGGGUGUUUUUGUUUUAUUUAAACUUGGUAACUUGAACUUAAUGUUGGUAAAGCUACUGUUAGCAUUUUCGCUAACAGCUUCUUGCGUUAGGAUAAGUUGUUACGUUUUGGUUUAGAGUUCAUCUUUUUUGUGGUGCAGAUCUCCCUUUUAUUACAUUUAGAGUGUUGUGGGUUUUCGGUUUAGUGUAAAUUAUCAUCUUGAGUUUGGUUUAACCACCCAGUUUAGUGUUUUGACUUUUGGAGAUCCUUAUUUUGGUCAAGAACCCAGUAAUCUUUGCCCUAACCCUGUACCAGAAUUUUUAGAGAUGCUGUUGCAGAGUUAUAAGCAGUGAACAGAUGCUGGAAAGACAGAACCACUUCUGGGCUGCAUGGUUCUCCACCGGUGUACCGAUGCUUGUAUUAACAUGGACUAGAUUGUAAUAAACCGGUUAUCUUUUUUAACUCAAACUUUGCCAUAAUUGAGUCAUAGCACUCCAAGAAACAGCUCAGCAUGAAAAUUAACCACAUUCCCUUUAUUUCUGAUGACACAACUAAUCACUGCUGGUGGACGAUUAAUCACAGACACUUAGCUUUUCUGCAUGCGUUCUGUAUUCAGUGUGAACGAGGCUUCACGCCCUCUCUCAGUAGCGCAGCAUCGUGCGGUUGUCCGGUUCAGAUUUUUUUCAUGUAGUUGUGGUUUAGGCUUUUUUUUUGCCAUUUUCACUGAUAAAAGCUGUGGGAUUAUUCAUUUGUGAAUUAAUUAAGCAAUACAGAUCACAGUCCAAUGUUUUUGUUUUGUUUUGAUUUUUAAGUAAGGUUCAGCAAAUGCUGUCGAAUCACUGAACGCCAUCAUCUGGGAAAUGAAAUAUGAACUGUUUCCAAGUACUGCUGUAAUGUGCUUGCAUACCACUAGGCAGGAAAAAAAUAUUUGUAUAUAGCGUCUCUCAAGAUAAGCUCACAAGGCGCUUUAUAAGAACGACAAAAUAAAGUUCUGUUCUUCUGGGUAAAGCAGCAGUUACAGGAUUGUGGAGAUUUCUUUCAAUCUGUGAUUUUAGCAAUUUUUAUUUUCUAUCCUGUUUAGUUUAAUGAGACGUCGUUGUUUCACUAAGAUUAAAGUACACUUUGCUUCA
This is a messenger RNA of Nothobranchius furzeri (turquoise killifish), 6205 nucleotides long. The record is from RefSeq and is a predicted model, not a curated record. NCBI's taxonomy places the organism in Eukaryota, Metazoa, Chordata, Actinopteri, Cyprinodontiformes, Nothobranchiidae.